AUGGAGGCUCUCUCGAAGCACCGCACCCUCCUGAUUGGCCUGGCCGGGCUGGGUGCCACAGUGGCUGUCACCUGGCUACUCCUGUCCAGGAGGAAGAAGAAGCAUGUGAGGAAGGUGGGGCAGAUCUCACAGCUGUUCCUCUACCCUGUAAAGUCAUGCAAAGGGAUCCCCCUUCAAGAAGCGGAGUGUAGGGAGUAUGGGCUGAAGAAUGGAGAGUUCAGUGACAGACAUUGGCUUGUUGUAAAGGAAGACAAAGUUCAUGUUACCGCCAGACAGGAGCCUCGCAUGGUGCUGAUAACGCUAACCUGUCAUAAAGGACACUUAACUCUCAGUGCACCAGGAAUGAAUAAACUGGACAUUCCCUUGAAACUACCAACAAGAAAUUCUAUUUUUACCUGCAAAGUCCAUGGGAAUGAGGUCUCGGGCAGAGACUGUGGAGACGAAGCAUCUCGAUGGAUCACAGACUUCUUAAAGAGUGUCCAAACAUACCGCUUAGUACAGUUCGAGGACAAGAUGAAGCGCCGUAAUCCAAAAAAAGAAUAUGCCACAUAUACUGAAAAUGACCAGGUGGCGUACCCUGACCUCAGCCCCCUCCUGCUACUAUCUGAAGCUUCAUUAGAAGACCUGAACUCCAAACUGGAAAACAAAGUCUCCAUCAGAAACUUUCGCCCAAACAUUGUGGUCUCUGAAUGUAAAGCCUUUGCCGAGGACUCCUGGAAUGAGCUUCAGAUUGGUGAAUGCGUGAUGUUGAAACAAGUCAUGCCUUGUCCGCGAUGUAUAUUGACCACAGUGGAUCCUGACACCGGAAUUAUUAAUAUGAAGGAGCCACUGGAGACGCUGCGCAGUUACCGGCUGUGUGAUACCAAGGAUAAGGAGGUCUACAAGUCCUCUCCACUCUUUGGACAAUUUGUGAGAAUUCAGAAGAAGGGGAUGAUUAAAGUUGGAGAUCCUGUAUAUGAGAUAUCCUACUGA
This is a messenger RNA of Staurois parvus, 972 nucleotides long. NCBI's taxonomy places the organism in Eukaryota, Metazoa, Chordata, Amphibia, Anura, Ranidae. The record is from the annotation of a GenBank genome assembly.